GCUCCUCCUAGUCAAGACACCGCCAUAAAGAUGUGACAAUAUUUAAGAAUAGGUCAUCCCAUGCUCUCUCUUGAGAACAGUGUCGGUGAGAUCGAUUUCAUUACUUUUCAGAGACGCUCACAUGGUUAGAGAGAUGAACUUCGAGGGGGACAGCGGCCUGUCAGUGAUUUGUGGCAAUGGGAAACUUAGACAGUGGCUGAUCGAUCAGAUUGACAGCAGCAUCUAUCCCGGACUGGUUUGGGAGAAUGAAGAGAAAAGCAUUUUCAGGAUUCCGUGGAAACAUGCGGGCAAACAGGAUUACAAUCGUGACGAGGAUGCUGCACUCUUCAAGGCCUGGGCAUUGUUCAAAGGGAAACAUAGGGAAGGAGUGGACAAACCAGACCCCCCCACAUGGAAGACCAGACUGCGAUGUGCUCUGAACAAAAGCAAUGACUUUGAUGAGCUGGUGGAGCGAAGCCAACUGGACAUAUCCGAUCCUUUCAAAGUCUACAGAAUCAUACCGGAGGGAGCUAAGAGAGGGAUCAAGAUGCCAGAGACAACGUCCCACAUGAGCUCAGUCAACAGCUACCCUAUGCACUCUCUAUACCCAUCUCUACAGAGCCAGGUGUCUGGCGGAUUCAUGAUUCCUCAGGAGAGGAAGGAGUGGAGGGAUUAUAGCCACACACUGGACCAGCCUCAGCUUCACCAGCCACCCCACAAUGAGCUGCAGUACAGCCAGUGCCACUACCCACAGCCACUCAGCCGACCCUGGCACACCGGGCCACACACAGAUAACGGUUAUCAGUUUACUGGCUCCUUCUGUUCCUACUCUUCCUCAGAGUCUCACCCCACAGCAUUUAAAAUGGACCACAACAUGUCUACCCUUUCUGACUUCCGACUGCACGUAUCCCUGUUCUACCGUGAGUCUCUGGUCAAGAAGGUAACCACCUCUAGUCCUGAAGGCUGCCGGAUCACCUCUUCUUCCUCCUCAUCUUCCUCUCCGUCCUCCCUCUGCCACGAGGACAGGCUGUACAGUGGUGCAGAGACGGUGCAGUUCCCCUCCCCUUACCCCCAGUCUCAGAGGAGAGGGGCAGAGAAGCUACCCAACGUCCUGGAGAGGGGCGUGCUCCUGUGGAUGACGUUAGAUGGGCUCUAUGCCAAGCGGCUGUGCCAGAGCCGAGUGUACUGGGAAGGCCCGCUGGCACCCUACACGGACAAACCCAAUAAAUUGGAGAAAGAACAGACCUGCAAGCUGUUUGACACCCAGCAGUUCCUCACUGAGCUGCAGGGGUAUGCCCACCAUGGCCGUCCCAUGCCCAGGCACCAGGUGGUGCUGUGUUUUGGAGACGAGUACCCGGACCCCCAGCGCCAGGCCAAGAUGAUCACAGCACAGGUGGAGCCCAUGUUUGCCAGGGGCAUGAUAUACUUCAGCCAGCAGAGCAGCAGUCACUGCCUGAGGGACUAUGAGCUACAGGGACACACAGAGAUCUCCCUUCCGGCUCCAGGAGUCUACCAAAGGACCCUUCAACAGAGCUCCCCUCUAGCUCCCGGAGACUACCAGAGGACCCUGCAACAGAGCUCCCCUCUAGCUCAAGGAGACUUCCAGAGGACCCUGCAACACACAAACAGGCCCCAGGAGCCAUGGACAUGAAUGUAGAUUGACCAAUGAGCUUUACAUCGCUUCUCCUGAAUAGUGUACAGUAUACUGAGUUCUUGGACUAAAAUACCUUACUGUAAUUUCAAUGUAAGACUGGACUGUGCCUCCAUCGUCAGUGUCAGCAGUUUGAGCCAAUGAUCAAUGUUAAAAAUGGGGGCGCUUAAAGAAUCUACCCUAGUUUGUACAGCCUUACAAUUAUUUUUGUAAUCAACCAUUUUCUUUUGUUGUUCUAUUAAAUGAUAUGAAAAAGUGAAUACCUAUCACAAGAGGUGGCGUGUAGGCCUAUCACAUGAGGUGAUGUGUGUUACUCGUAUUCCUGUGACAUCUGUGGGUGCUGAUGGGAAAGCUCCUGACCUGUGAUAGUGGUGUGGGAGGGAGAACCCCACUACUUAGCCUCUCUCGUUCUCCUCUCUCUCAUUUUCUUUCAACGAGAGGGGGAUGCAUGUGUAUUUGUGUGCAUGUGACAUGGUGACAGUGUAUAGGAUGUGGUUUGGGGUAGAGGGUUUAGGGUUUAGGGUGGGUGAUGGGGGACCAAUGUGAAGCAGAGAGGGACUGUCAGAAGCAGGAAGCACAAGUCACAGGUGCACAGGAAGAAGAGUAGCCCUUAUGAGAAAUUAAGACUUGAGAAGGAAGAAGAAGCCAAAUGUAUAUGAAUGAAGAAUACAAAUGGAUCAUUGAUAUAUUGAAGUGUCUCACACAGAGAGAAUUUAUGUGUAGUGUAUUUUCACCCAUUUAUCAAACAAUCUAUGAAAGGGGUUCACUCUGAGCGCUCAGGACCUCAGACUGGGACGAAGGUUCACCUUCCAACAGGACAACAACCCUAAGCACACAGCCAAGACAAUGCAGGAGGGGCUUCGGGACAAGUCUCUGAAUGUCCUUGAGUGGGCCAGCCAGACCCCGGAAUUGAACCCUAUCCAACAUCUCUUUUUUUGCUUGUCAUUAUGGGGUAUUUAUUGUGUGUAGAUUGAUGAGGGGAAAAAACAAUUAUAUUAAUUUUAUACUAAGGCUAUGACGUAACAAAAAGUGGAAAAAGUCAAGGGGUAUGAAUACUUUCUGAAUGCACUGUACAUGUACCAGUAAUAUACAACUCCAAUUCGAGAGAAAUUGUUGUUAUCAGUUGUCUAGUGGUGGAGGGGAGGAAGCUGUUAUAACAAAUUGUUUCCCCUUGGCAGCUGGAUGUGAUGGAGGACACUGGUGUAGCACACACCACAUGGGGCCCACAAGCUUUGCCCCCCAAAACACUUUGAACAUUAUACAUUUCCACGUCAGCUCUAUGCCUGGAAAUGCCCUUGUCCGGAGCAAAGGAUCCCAAUAUUAAACUCUCCAAAAAAGUGUUUAAAAUUCCAAAAACUGUCAAUAUUAACUGAAAAUGAUCUUAUGUAGUGUCUUGCAAUAGCCCUUUCUGACUCUUAAAGAAUAUUUCUCUCAGAACUGUGA
This is a messenger RNA of Oncorhynchus kisutch (coho salmon), 3073 nucleotides long. It is a transcript of the gene irf4a, whose product is annotated as interferon regulatory factor 4a. Gene Ontology annotation, cellular component: nucleus. The transcript is spliced from 9 exons. Gene Ontology annotation, biological process: immune system process; regulation of transcription by RNA polymerase II. Gene Ontology annotation, molecular function: RNA polymerase II cis-regulatory region sequence-specific DNA binding; protein binding; DNA-binding transcription factor activity, RNA polymerase II-specific. NCBI's taxonomy places the organism in Eukaryota, Metazoa, Chordata, Actinopteri, Salmoniformes, Salmonidae. The record is from RefSeq and is a predicted model, not a curated record. Bases 122 to 1630 code for a protein of 502 amino acids.